Chaetomium fimeti is the source of this 7953-nucleotide messenger RNA. RefSeq names its product reducing type I polyketide synthase. The annotation marks the transcript as partial. The transcript has 4 exons. The record is from RefSeq and is a predicted model, not a curated record. Gene Ontology annotation, molecular function: oxidoreductase activity; 3-oxoacyl-[acyl-carrier-protein] synthase activity; fatty acid synthase activity. Gene Ontology annotation, biological process: fatty acid biosynthetic process; secondary metabolite biosynthetic process. Lineage: Eukaryota; Fungi; Ascomycota; Sordariomycetes; Sordariales; Chaetomiaceae.
GGGAAAGGGAAACGGGUAUAACUACCUAUCUUCACCUCGACCACAACCACAUUUUGCCACAUCUCGCUUGAGAUCCAGAUCCAGCUACUACUGGUAUCCGGACUGCUACUAGUUAGCACUUAGAGCCAAUUCAACAUGAGCCCUGCCGAAACAGCCAACGGCGUAAGCCCUCCUCCACACGUCAACGGGGUCAAUGGCGUGCAGAAACCAAAGACGGAGCCAUUGGCCAUCGUGGGCAUGGCCUGCCGCUUCGCCGGUGGCAUCACCAACCCGGACAAGCUCUGGGACUUGGUAUCCUCGGGGCGCGAUGCUUGGUCCGAGGUACCAAGUGACAGGUUUAACCAGAAGGCCUUCUACCACCCCGACUCUCAGAGACUAUCCACUAUGUCUAUGCAAGGAGGGUUCUUCCUACAGCAAGACCCAGGAGUGUUUGACUGCUCCUUUUUCAACUUGACCGCCGACGUGGCUGCGGCCAUGGACCCCCAGAUCCGGAUCCAACUCGAAGUAACAUUCGAGGCCCUCGAGAGUGCCGGCAUCCCGCUCUCCAAAGCAGUCGGGUCCAACACAUCAGUCUACACAGGCUCCUUCACAAAAGACUACCAGGACCUGCAAGUCCGCGACCCCCUGCACACGUCGCGCGGCUUCGUGACGGGCAACUACGCCGCCAUGCUGGCCAACCGUGUCUCCCACUUCUUCGACCUUAGGGGCCCGAGCACGGCCGUCGACACGGGCUGCUCAACCUCUCUGAUGGGGCUACACCUGGCGUGCCAGAGCCUGCGGGCGGGCGAGUCGGACUGCGCCAUCGUGGGCGGCGCCAGCCUGCACCUGAACCCGGACGCCUUCGCCAACCUGUCGGCGCUGCAGACGUGCGGGCCGCACGGCAAGUGCUACGCCUUCGACCACCGCGCGCAGGGCUACGGCCGGGGCGACGGCAUCGCGGCCGUGGUGGUCAAGCGGCUGUCGGACGCCCUCCGCGACGGCGACCCCAUCCGCGCCGUCGUGCGCGAGUCGGCUGUCAACCAGGACGGCCGCACGCCCACCAUCACGGCGCCGAGCGAGGACGCGCAGCGCCGGCUGAUCGAGCACUGCUACAACAUAGCCGGGCUGGACCCGCUCGAGACCUCGGUCGUGGAGGCGCACGGGACGGGCACCAAGGUGGGUGACCCGGCCGAGGCGAGGGCCAUCGGCGCGGCGCUCGGCCGCCACAGAACGGCUGCCGGCGUGCCGCCCCUCUAUGUAGCUUCGGUCAAGACCAACCUCGGGCACACCGAGGCGACAUCGGGCCUGGCGGGCCUGAUCAAGAUGGUCAUGUCGCUGGAGCACCGGCAGAUCCCGGCCAGUCUCAACUUUGAGAAGGCCAACCCAGAGAUCGACAUGGAGGCCACAAACUACCAGGUCCCUACAACCCUCGAACCAUGGGAGACAGACGGCGGCGUUCGGCGUGUCUCGCUGAACAACUUCGGGUACGGCGGCACCAACACCCAUGUGAUAAUGGAGGAAGCCGCCGCACACCUCACCCCGGAACCCCAAACAAACGGCGUCACCCCCACCGUCAACCGCCAGCUCUUCAUCCUCAGCGCGCGCGACAAGGCCGGCGUGGGCAAAGUAGCCGCCAACCUGCGCCAGCACCUCACCCAGCACCCGGACAUCUCCCUCCCCAACCUCGCCUACACCCUCGCCGAGCGCCGCAGCAGGUUCCCCUGGACCUGGACCACCUCAGCCGCCACCGUCUCGGAACUACUCACCGCCCUCGCCGACGACACCACCACCACCACCAACCAACCGACCCAAGCCACCAACGACAACAACGGCCCCCCGCGCCUCGGCUUCGUCUUCAACGGCCAAGGCGCGCAAUGGCACGCGAUGGGCCGCGAGCUGGCGGCCGCCUACCCCAUCUACGCGCAGACGCUGGCCGAGUGCGACCGCACGCUCCAAUCCUUCGGCUGCCCGUGGUCGCUGGUCGACGAGCUGGCGCGGGACGAGGCCGCGUCGCGCGUGCACGAGGUCCGCGUCAGCAUGCCCGUGUCGUGCGCCGUGCAGCUCGCCCUGGUCGAGUUGUUGCGUUUCCUUGGGGUGGUGCCGGCUGCCGUGACGGGGCAUUCGAGUGGGGAGGUGGCGGCGGCGUACGCGGCUGGUGCGGUUACCCUAAGGGAGGCGAUGGCGUGUACGUAUUUUAGGGGGCUGGUGAAUGCGGGCCAUUUGGCGAAGCUGGGGGAGGGGAGUAUGGGCACCAUGAUGGCGGUGGGCUUGGGGCCGGCGGAGGUCCAGGUGUAUCUGGAUAGGAUGGAGGGGGCGGCCAAGGUGGUGGUUGCGUGUGUGAACAGCCCCUCGAGCGUGACGCUUUCGGGUGAUGUGGUCGGGAUCGAGGCGCUUGAGACCGAGUUUGCGGCGCAGCGCAUCUUUGCCCGCAGGUUGAGGGUGCAGGCCGCCUUCCACUCGCAUCAUAUGCUUCCGCUGGAGGAGGAUUAUCGCGCAGCGCUGGAGGAGCACAUGGACACGGAGGGCGAGCGGGCAUUCGCGCCUGGCGUGCGUUUUGUCUCUCCCGUGACCGGUGAGGCGGUUGAAGAUGCCGACAGGCUCGGCCCGGGGCACUGGGUGGACAACAUGACGCAGCCGGUGCUCUUCGCGCAGUCGUUCCAGGCCAUGGUGGCGGCAAAGGAUCAACAGCAGGUGGACAUGGUGGUCGAGGUGGGCCCUCACAGCGCCCUUGCCGGCCCCAUCCGCCAGACUUUGAGGGGUGUCCCGGCUAUCAAGAGCUUUACUGUCGGGUACGGCUCCUGCCUUGAACGUGGCACCGAUGCAGUGCGCACCAUCCAGAACUUGGCCGGAGCCCUUGUGUCAAGGGGCUACCCGGUCGACACCAUGCUGGUCAACGCCCCCCGCGGACAGGAGAGGCUUCGGGCGCUUGCCGGCCUCCCAUCAUACCCCUGGAACCAUAGCCAGCGGUUCUGGCACGAAUCCCGCGAGAGCCAUGAGCACAGGUUCCGAAAGCACUCACUACAUGACCUGCUGGGGUCGCGGCUGGAGGGGGCAAGCGACGGCUCGCCCAUUUGGAGGCACAUCCUCCGCACCGGGGAGCUGCCAUGGGUGCGCGACCACAUUGUGCAGGGUGAUACGGUGUACCCAGCGUCCGGGUUCAUCGCCAUGGCCAUCGAGGCGGUGCGCCAGCUUCAUAGUUCCGAAGCGGACAGCAUCUCUGGCUACCUGCUCAGCGAGGUCGAGAUCCUCAAAGCGCUGGUCAUCCCCGAGGGCGAGAAGGGUGUGGAGGUGCAGUUGUUCCUCGAAGCGCCUAACGAGAAGGCGCUGGCGCAAGGCAAGCGCGUCUUCCGCAUCUACUCGGCUCCAACCACCGGAGCGGAGGGCACAUGGUCCGAGAUGGCAAGGGGCACCAUCGCCGUCGAGAAGGCGGCCACUCCGUUACCUGUCCUGAGGUCGACAGCCAGCAUCGAGUUCGACGAGGCCGCCUAUCACAAAAACAUGAACCCCAAGACUCUAUACGAUGUCCUGCAUGGCGUGGGCGUUAAGCACGGCCCGUCAUUCAGGAAGCUCGUAGACAUCCGCAGGGGAAGCGACGAGGCCAAGUCGACAUUUGAAGUCUGUGACUCGGCGGCCCUGAUGCCGUGCCAGUACCAACAACCGCACGUCAUCCAUCCCAUCACGCUCGACGCCGUCUUCCAGGCCGCCUAUACCACGCUCUCCCCGGAAGCUCGCGAAGCCGUAGGCGCGGCGGUGCCGACGUCCAUCAAGUCGCUAUACGUUUCCUCGGCCAUCAGCUCCGAGCCGGGACACCGCUUCGAGGCCUUCUCCCGCCUCCUCCAGCGCCACCGCUUGGGGUUCAACGUCGCACUCGCAGUCCUCGAGUCGGGGCAGUCCAAGCCGCUGAUCGAAGUCGACACCAUGAAUUUCACCACCGUCGGCGGGACGGGCGCCAGCAGUGACAGCGGCAGUGAUGAGGCGAACACCGCCCUGGCAGCCGCCUCCAAGAUUUGCUCGUUCAUCGACUGGGAGCCCAGCGUCACGCUCAACGACGCCCACACUCAAUGGGCCGAGCGGCUGAAGCGCCCGGCCGACCCAGUCGAGAAGAUCCUGGCACAAGACCUCACCCGCGCGGGUUACUACCUCGUCGCCGACGCUGCGGCGCAGCUGACGGAGGACGACAUCGCCAACCUAGAGAAGCACCACCAGUCCAUGUGGGCGUGGAUGCAGCUGCAGCUCGAGCGGGCGGCUGCGAACGAGCUCGCGCCGGGCAGUGCGGAGUGGGCAAGCACACCAGCCGACGAGCAGUCAACCUUCCUAGACGACGUGGCGGAAGCGAGCACGAACGGGGCACUCGCCGUGCGCGUGGGACGCAGGCUGCUCAGCAUCCUACGCAAGGAAGUUGCGCCGCUGGAGGUCAUGCUCGAAGGCGGGCUGCUGUACAAGUUCUACCAGGACAUGCUGCGGUUCAAGGCCUCAACAGCGCAGCUGGCCGAGGUCGUGGGCGCCCUUGCGCGCGAGAACCCGCGGCUCCGGAUCCUGGAGAUCGGCGGCGGCACGGGAGGCUGCACGCGGCCGGUGCUAGACCACCUCCGCACGCUCAGCGACGGCGGCGUCAACGCGGCCGGCUUCGAACACUACACCUUCACGGAUAUCUCGUCCGGCUUCUUCCAAGCCGCGCGAGAACGCUUCGGCGAGUGGGGCGACCUGAUCAGCUACACGGCGCUGAACAUUGAAGAGGACGCGGGCGAGCAGGGCUUCUCGGAGAAGAGCUACGAUCUGAUCAUCGCGGCGCAGGUGCUUCACGCGACCAAGAACAUGGCGGUGACGAUGCGCAACGUGCGCAAGCUGCUCAAGGACGACGGCAAGCUGCUGAUGAUCGAGACGACCAAGGACAGCAUCGACGUGCAGAUGGCCUUUGGCACGCUUCCCGGCUGGUGGCUGAGCGAGGAGCCCGAGCGGAAGUACAGCCCCAACAUGCCGCUGCCCAUGUGGGAGCCAUACCUAAAGAACGCCGGCUUCACGGGCCUCGACCUCAGCGUGUGGGACUGCGAGGACGAGGAGCACCAGACCAUGAGCGUCAUCAUGUCGACUGCCAUCCCCGAAACCGCACCAGUCUACCCCGACCAGGUGGUGCUCGUGUACGAUGCCACAGCACCGCCGCCACCAGGCUGGCUCGAAGGUCUCGCGUCCACCAUCACCGACACCACCGGGGUAACCCCCUCGGUAACGGACCUAACCUCGCCCGACGUCGAGAACAAAGUGGCAAUCUUCGUCUCCGGGCUCGACGGCGCAGCACAGAACUACCUCGACGACGACUAUUUCGAGUCGAUCAAGGCCCUCCUGCUCAACGUCAAGGGUCUCCUCUGGGUAACCACAGGCUCAGCGAUCGACUGCCCGCAGCCCGAGAACGCUCUACACACCGGCUUCCUGCGCACCUGCCGAGUCGAAGACGGCAGCCGCCGUCUAGUCUCCCUCGACCUCGACCCAGCCCGCCAGCACUUCGACUCCCCCGCCAUCACCCACACCACCAUCACCAAAGUCUUCACCACCGCCUUCAACACCUCCUCCACCAACAACACCAACCCCAACCCCAACCCCGCAAACGACUGGGAAUUCGCCGAGCGCAACGGCACGAUCCUGCUCCCGCGCCUGCGCCGCGACGCGGCCGAGAGCGCCGCCUACACCAACGCGCCCGGCGCGCCCGAGAUGCAGCCCUUUCUCCAGACAGAGCGACAGCUCAAGCUGGAGGUAUCCAAACCCGGUCUGCUGGACAGCAUCGUCUUCCACGACGAUGCCGACGCCGGCGCGCCGCUGCGGCCGGACUGCGUGGAGAUCGAGCCGCGGGCGUACGGCAUCAACUUCCGCGACGUGAUGGUGGCGAUGGGCCAGCUGGACGGCGAAGAGGACUUGGGCGUGGAGUGUGCCGGCGUGGUGACGCGGGCGGGCGAGGAGGCGCGCGCGCAGGGGUUGGAGGUUGGGAUGAGGGUGGCGGCGCUGACGGCGCAGGGGCGGAUUGCCUCGCGCGUGCGCGUGCCGUGGGUGUCGGUCGUGCGCAUGCCCGAUGAGAUGGACUUUGCCGAUGGCGCGAGUGUUUGUGCCGUGUUUGCGACGGCCUACUACUCCAUGUUUGAGGCUGCGCGGCUGGAGCCUGGUGAGACGAUGCUCGUGCAUGCGGCGUCGGGCGGUGUUGGGCAGGCGUGUAUCAUCCUGGCGCAGUGGAAGGGGAUCGAGGUGUACGCCACGGUGGGCACGCCCGAGAAGCGCCAGUUCCUGACCGAGACGUACGGUAUCCCCGACGACCGCAUCUUCAACAGCCGCGAUGUGUCGUUCGGGCCCGGCGUGAUGGCCGCCACUAAGCAGCGCGGCGUCGAUGUCGUGAUCAACUCGCUGGCGGGUGCACUCCUCCACGAAAGCUGGGGUGUCCUGGCGGCACACGGUCGGUUCAUCGAGAUCGGCAAGAAGGACAUCUACAACAACAUGUCCCUGGAUAUGGCCACCUUCCGCAAAGCCGCAAGCUUCAUCGCCGUGGACCUCAUCCAGCUGUGCAACAACCGGGGCCGCGUCAUCAACCGCGUCCUCAAGGCCGUCAUGGACCUGCUCGAAGCCAAAUCCAUCCGCAACAUCUCGCCCAUCGUCACGUACCCCAUCUCCGCCAUCGGCCGCGCCCUCCGCACCAUGCAAGCCGGCAAGCACAUGGGCAAGAUCGUGGUCGUGCCCACAGUCGACGACAUGGUCAAGACCAUCCCCAGCCGCCCGACCGCCACCCUCUCUCCCAACGCAUCCUACCUGAUCAUCGGCGGGCUCGGGGGCAUCGGCCGGUCCAUCGCGCGGUGGGCCGUCGAGCACGGCGCGCGCAACCUCAUCCUCAUCUCGCGGCACGCCGCCGACAGCCCGCACAGCCAAGCCCUGCAGGCCGAGCUCGCCCGGCAGGGCGCCACGGUAGCGGCGCGCAACUGCGACGCCAGCGACCUCGCCAGCCUGCGCGCCGCCCUGGCCGACUGCAGCGCAAACAACAACAUGCCGCCCGUGCGCGGCGUGAUCCACGGCGGCAUGGUGCUAGACGACUCGAUCCUGGAGCGCAUGACAGCAACACAAUGGCGGGCGGCGCUGCGGCCCAAGGUAGCCGCGACCCAAAACAUCCUGACCCUCUUCCCCCCCACCGCAAACGCAAACACGGACACCGACACCGACACCGACACCACGCUCGAUUUCCUAAUCCUACUCUCCUCCGCCGUCGGCGUGCUCGGGUCAGCAUCACAAGCCAACUACGCGGCGGGGGGCUCCUUCCAGGACGCGGUGGCGCGGCGGUGCGCGGCGGCGGGCCAGCCGUGCGUGACGACCAUCGACCUGGGCAUGGUGGACGGGGUCGGGUACGUGGCGGACUCGGACGCGUCGGUGGCGGCGCGGCUGGUGAGUGCGGGUCACCGGCCGCUCUCCGAGGCCGAUAUGCUGCGCCUGAUCGACUAUGCCGUGCGCCGGCCUGUGCGCCGCGAUGGUGGCGGUGGUGGCAGUGUGAGGACUGCGCAGGUCGUGGUUGGGCUGGCGGGGAGUGUGCUCAAUACGAGCCGGAAGAGUAACGAUGGGAGUGGGCCGGGGUGGGCGAGUGAGACGAGGUUCGCUGCGCUGAGGGAGGAGGAUGAUGACGAUUCGCGUGACUCUGCAGCGGCGAGGAAGGGGGGGUCUGGUUUGGGUGGGCUGAAGCAGCGUCUGGCUGGUGCGCGUGGUGUCGAUGAGGCUGUCGGGUUGGUGGAGGGUGCCAUUGUCAGCAAGCUGGCUGAUAUGUUUGUCAUCCCGGAGCAGGACAUCGAUGCCACGCGGCCGCUGGCAAAGCAUGGGGUGGACUCGCUGGUUGCUGUCGAGCUGAGGAACUGGAUCGUUCCCAUGAUGCAGUGCGAGAUGUCCAUUUUCGACUUGAUGCGUGCUUCGUCUCUCCGCGAGCUGGCGAAGAAGAUCGCGAAGAGGAGCAAGCUGGUC